UCCACGGCACCCACACACCACGCCGCAGUUUUAUGUUAAGUUAGAAAGAGGAAGCAGCUCCACUGUGACAGCGCUACACACAGAAGCAGAGGAAGACCUUGAAGGACCAAAUACUACUGGCGACUCGCCUCGCAGGGGGAGCCAAUGAACUUCUUGCACUGGCCAAAUGGAAUCAAGAAAGCCUAUAUACUGUGCUACCCAGCUCAAAGAAUUCUACAGAAGAUCCAGAGCAGCCACCAGCCCUGUAGUGAAACAAUGACAGAAGCUCUUCUUGGGGGAAGCUGGUCCUAUGAAAAUGUUUGCCAUUUUGGUCAGUAAUAUAAUAUUCACUUACAUGGUCUCUCUUAUUUAAAGCUUAUACAAAAGUGUGUUAGUUGGUCAACUAAUAUAGAAACCUAAUACCAGAAAAGUAGUGUUCUCUGCUUCAGAAAAGAGAUCAGAACUUUUAAAAAGGCAUCAAACAUUUAGAAAAAAAACAAAAAACAAACAAACAAACGACAACAACAACAAAAAUAAAACAGAAAAACUGCAAAUUAGUUUUACCUAAUCACCAUGCAUCUUAGGCACAUACUUACCAAACCAUGAACCUCCAGCUUACCCACACACGGAAAACGCACAGUAUAAGGAGUACUACUGCUCCGAUGCCUCAGGGCAAAUAUGCAGAGAAUAGAUUUAAUCAAAGUCUCAAGCAUCAGGCAGCGCAGCAGGUGUCCAGGAAACAGUGUGAACAUCACUCCCUCACCCACUCUGCUUCAGAACACACUAGGAAAACACCACGGCUGCCACCCCGACACCUGCCACACGAUUUACACUAUAAACCGACACUUAAAAUAGACUCCAGCUUGGACUCUAAAAAAAAACCUCGACGCUCCUCCGGUUUCUUCGGGCUCAUUGGCCGUGGAACCGCCAAACACGUGACAGCUCUGCCUCCAGGCGUGUGGUGCGUCACCAGCACUAGCCCAGCCGCCUACGCCACACCACACUGCUCUCACCCACUCUCAGCACCGCCAGACACCUCUCCCCAAACCAAGACUGUCACUUCAUGGCAACACGCAACAAUGAAGCACCAUCCUGCGCAGAGCCGAAAUCAUUCGUGUCUUCACCCGCCCCAGGAAAGCGAGCCGCUUCCGGCUCUUCUCUGGCAACACGGCCCCUCAUCCUUCCAGCUGUGGACCAGCCACCAUUCACUCCAAAAUCAACCGUUCCCUUUCAACAGACCUAGAGGCAUCACUAAGGCUGCUAACUGGCCCACCGGUGAGCACAACCCCUGCAACAAAACAAGAGUGUUAGAGCUGGCCGUGGCCGGGCCCCUGGAGACUGUCAGGAAGGAUGGUUAGA
Molecule: messenger RNA, 1338 nt
Organism: Zalophus californianus (California sea lion)
Lineage: Eukaryota; Metazoa; Chordata; Mammalia; Carnivora; Otariidae
Exons: 2
Coding region: 582-1337 (251 amino acids)
Source: RefSeq, a predicted model, not a curated record